UGGAGUUUUCAAUUUUCAGCUUCAAAAAAGUCGAACGCACCGAAAACACCUCGGGAGCAAUCGUUUAGACCGCCUGUACCAGCAUCACCAUUACCUCCAGAGAAGUCUUUAACAGUGGCUAAGAAAAUAUCAAAUAAAGAUGCGGCUAUUUCCGCUGCAGGUACAAAUAAGGAAGAAGAAGAUGGAGGCUACGAAUCAUGCCCUGAUAUGACACCUGAACAACUUGCUAAAAUUGCAAACGAAUCUCCUGCGAAAUAA
This is a messenger RNA of Thelazia callipaeda (thelaziosis nematode), 258 nucleotides long. NCBI's taxonomy places the organism in Eukaryota, Metazoa, Nematoda, Chromadorea, Rhabditida, Thelaziidae. The record is from the annotation of a GenBank genome assembly.